This is a messenger RNA of Pseudogymnoascus verrucosus, 2486 nucleotides long. RefSeq lists its product as uncharacterized. The transcript is spliced from 2 exons. Gene Ontology annotation, biological process: transmembrane transport; intracellular polyamine homeostasis. Lineage: Eukaryota; Fungi; Ascomycota; Leotiomycetes; Thelebolales; Thelebolaceae. Gene Ontology annotation, molecular function: polyamine transmembrane transporter activity. The record is from RefSeq and is a predicted model, not a curated record. The coding region runs from base 572 to 2311 and encodes 579 amino acids.
GUGAUGCGUACGCGGGGGGGGUGUGCAUAUAGCAAUUGUAAGAACCCCUCGAUAACGGCACAAACUGUUAAUCUUCACCGCUAGCGUCUUUUGAGCCUCGGCCAUCAUUCGUGGGGGAAACUUCACCCGCUAAAGUUAUAUUUGCGUGCCGUCACUGCCGAAAUCUAUACCCCGAGAUUCCACCUUCCCAUACAAUUUCUUAGCCGUACACCUAAACUGGGUACCAAAUGACGCCAAUUCCCAGGAUGGUUUCCCAAAAUGUUAAGCUUUUUACACCGAAACCUCUAGAGGCUUAUGGGUUUAGUUGUAGGCCGGGCGGCUAUGUAAGGACUCCAUCCCCCCGCUCUCUGGGCCAUAGUUGAUCCCAGCAUUCUCCUCAUGUUAUUUCCUCGGCCUCGUUCUAUUUAACGGACAUUUGCACAUAAAUAUACAUACGUCCAUGUCCGUAUACAUAUGUUCCAAUUGUAUAAUUUUCUCUGUGGCAGAACUUUCUCUGCUAGACUAACAAACAGUGUACUUUGAGAGCUCCUCCGGUAUCGCCAUUACCUCGGCGUGAUAUCUGACUGUUAUUAUGGUAGAUGAGCCAAGGUUAGGCAAGACACUCGAUGAGACCCAAGACGUAGAAAAGGUGCCUCUGGGCAUUGUCUCGGAAGCUGACCACAAUGGCGAAUGUGGUGCCGUCGAUAAUGGAGAGAAAGCAAAGAAAAGCGUGGAUGGCCUCUCCAUUUCCGCCCCCUCAACUAGCUCCAUAAGAGCGGACCGGGCUGGAGAAACCAAGGAGCAUACUCGAUCCAAAUCUCAGUCAGCUUCAGUACGGUCAAGGGCUGUGACCAUAAUUCCGCGGUCCAGGAGGAGGGGGUUGCUUGGGCGUCUCGCUCUUAUUCCCGAAGUAACAAAUCCUCCGGAAUAUGCGAGGAAAACGAAAUGGCUCAUAACACUUAUCGUGGCAUUGGCUGCUGCGGCUGCGCCCAUGGGGAGCGCUAUUCUCUUUCCUACUCUGCCGCAGUUGUCAGCAGAGCUCCAUGCCUCAUCCACGGUCACGAAUCUUUCAGUUGCUUUAUAUAUGCUUGCCAUGUCUAUAUUCCCGUUAUGGUGGUCUUCAUUUUCCGAGACGUUGGGUAGACGAACCAUAUAUCUUGUGUCAUUUACACUAUUUACUUUAUUCGCCAUUCUCUCUGCGAUCAGCACUUCGAUUAGUAUGCUAAUUGUCAUGAGAGUCUUAUCUGGCGGUGCUGCCGCAUCGGUCCAGGCCGUUGGUGCAGGCACCAUUGCAGACAUGUGGGAACCAAAGGAGAGGGGGAAGGCUAUGGGGAUUUUCUACCUUGGACCUCUCAUGGGCCCUCUGUUUGCACCCAUCAUCGGCGGAGCCCUUGGGCAGCGAUUUGGUUGGCGAAGCUCGCAAUGGUUUCUUGCCAUCUAUGGCGGUUGCCUGAUUUUGGUCCUCACUUUCUGUCUCCCGGAAACGCUCCAGAAGACCGUUCCUAUCGGCGAGCUUGCUUCCGGAAACCCAGAAACUAGUGAAGACGCCGUCAUGCCAGUUGCAUCACGCAUCACGACUCGCCAGUCGGUCAAGGACCAAACUGUCACCGUCGCCCGCGUUUUAAAGCGGUGCUUUAUCGACCCGCUCAUGAUUGUCACGUACCUGCGUUUCCCUGCUGUUGCGCUGACAGUCUACUAUGCGGCAAUCACCUUCGGCUGCCUCUACAUCCUCAAUAUAUCAGUCCAGGAAACGUUCUCGUCCGCACCAUAUGGGUUUAGUACCAUGAUUAUCGGCCUCAUGUACAUCCCUAACUCUUUAGGCUACGUCUGUGCGGCUCUCUUCGGCGGCCGCUGGUCCGAUAUCAUCAUGGCGCGUGAAGCCAAAGCUGCAGGCCGCUACGACACCGAAGGCCGGCUCAUUCUCCUCCCUGAAGACCGUAUGCGUGAGAAUGCGUACAUAGCGGCAGCCAUGUACCCGCUUGCAUUGGUUUUGUACGGCUGGAUCGUAUGCUAUGGGAAGCAUUGGAUAAUUGCUGCCGUAGCAAAUUUCUUUUUUGGCGUUGGCAGCAUGAUUAUUUUCAGCUGUGCCACGACCAUGCUGACAGAAUUCAUGCCGAAGAAGAGUAGUAACGGGGUUGCAUUGAAUAACUUCGUGCGGAAUAUAUUCAGUUGUGUGGGAGGCAUAGUGGCGAGUCCUCUCAUAGAUACCAUUGGGAAUGGUUGGUUAUUUACAGGCUUAGGUGUAUGGGCAUUGGGGAGCGGGUCAGUAGUAUGGGCGUUGCGACGUUUUGGGCCCAAGUGGAGAGAUGAGAUGGUGAAGAUACAAGGGUGAGAAGAGAGGCGUGAGGGAAAUUUGUAAAGCUCGGCGUCUGGGAUUUAUCAAACAUAUGGGGAAGUCUCAAUUUUGGGAAUUUGAAGCGGCUUGUUAAUAUAUUAUUGGCAGAACCGACAUGUCAUGUUAGAAAUGUUGGAAACCUUCCAAUUUACAAAUCAUUUUUCUCAACCAC